This is a messenger RNA of Porites evermanni, 6246 nucleotides long. The record is from the annotation of a GenBank genome assembly. Lineage: Eukaryota; Metazoa; Cnidaria; Anthozoa; Scleractinia; Poritidae.
GGUGACCCCUGUAGCGAUAAUAAUUACAGACAUCUUACUGAAAGCGAUCGCACAGUGAGUUCUAGCACAAGUGAUAUUAAAUGUGACGCUGACGACCUUGAAGGUGGGCGGGAAUCUUGGUACAGAGUGUCAGGAGGUGCUGGAAAUGCGUUAGCAGCUGUAACAGCCCCUGCAAAGGGCUACUGUGGAACAAAAGUCCAAGUUUACCUCGCUCAAAGUCACCCUAUCCCAAGUGAAGGCAUUGUCCAAAGGAAAGUGUGCGGCCGUACAGCGCGUCAUACCUGCAACAAUCCCCAAUCCAUAGAUGUUGUUAACUGCGGUGCUUUUUACUUGUACAAGCUUGUUAAAUUAAGGGAGUGUAACAGUAAUGGAUGGCGUUAUUGUACCAACGGGGUACAAGGUAAGUAAGUAGGUAAUUAAUUCAAUUUAUUUCUAGGUCAAUUAAUUAAUCAAGUGAGNACUGCGGUGCUUUUUACUUGUACAAGCUUGUUAAAUUAAGGGAGUGUAACAGUAAUGGAUGGCGUUAUUGUACCAACGGGGUACAAGGUAAGUAAGUAGGUAAUUAAUUCAAUUUAUUUCUAGGUCAAUUAAUUAAUCAAGUGAGAAAGUAAGUAAGAAAAUUAAUGAGUGAGUGGGUGAUUAAGUGAGUAAGUUAGUAAGUGAGUGAGUGAGUGAGUAAGUUGGUAACAAUAACAGUAAUAAGGAGGUAUCAGUCUGUUUACAAUAAAGGUCUUCUAGUAUACAACCAGAUAAAAAUAACGUCUAAGUAUAAUGAUUCACGCAAAAUUUAAUAAUCAAACGUUUUCUAUUAAGUUACAUUUUCAGUAAUUCUUUUGUGUUUUUUAGCAUAAGAUUAAUAUAUUUGUCUACUAAAUGUUAUCAGCUUCUGGACUCUAAUUUUCGAAAGCUCUCUUUCUCAGAAAUAUCAAGCAGUCCGUAUAAACUCUGUUUUAUGUAAUAAAUUACCAGGAGCGCUUACCAUUUGUACGGAAAUUUCGGUGAAAAAUUUCCGUCAAAUGGUACUGUUUUUUUUUGGCACCGAAAACAGGAACGGGAUUGAGUUGUACCAUUUACAAAAGACCGGUAAAUUUUUCACUUUCUCUUGACAUGAAGCCUGGCACUGGUAAUCCAAACAAAUGGUGCAGAAAAUUUAAUUUCGGUCGUUUCGGUAAGACCGGGAAAAAGGUAAUACCUAGAAAGGUAUUACUUCUUUCCGGAAAAUUUCCACCCAGAUGGACUGUUCCAUUUAAAUUCUCCCCGGAAAUUCCGGGUUUUCCAUACAAAUGGUAAGCGCUCCCUGAGUAGUCAGUGGUAUAGCGCAUUGAGGCGUUCUGGCAGCAUUUAUUACUAUUCAGUAUUUAUGUAAAUGACCUACCAAAUGUCUGUCAACGUUACUCAACCGAGUGCUACGUGGAUGACACCAAGCUUCUCCUGUCUUUUACUAUUAAUUACUCUACUCUUGCUAGAGUGCUAGAGAAGGUGUUAAUUCCGAUUUACAACGAUAAUUGCUUGAUGCUUAAUCCCGAUAAGACGAAACUGAUGGCUUUUAAAAAGCGAUUUUCAAGGGCCUCUAUACUACAAAUAAGCCCGGAAAACCGAGCUGGCUCAGUUUCCUAGAUCUCGCCAGUUCCGAUAUAUAGGCAUCUUAUGUGAAGUAUUAGUCACAAUUGUGAUAUGUUAGCUUACAUUGCAUGUUUUUGACUGGUCAAUGAUAGCGGAGCUCUCUCGACGCACCAUGGGUAAGAAAAUUUGGCUAUCUACGCAUUCUAUCUACGCAUCUACCCAUCCGUUUUUCGCACAUACGUACGUGAAUUCACCCCUUCACGUAAGCUGGGGAGAAAUUUCGCAUUUAAAACACUGCGCUUUUUGGCGGUAAAUCGCAUGGUAACACGCACUUUUAGAGAGUCAGAGGAAAAACAACAACAAAGCCGAGUUUCUUUUUCGUUUUUCGAUUAAAUUUUAUUGUCUAGACUGACGUGGAUAACAGAGAAAGAGCUAGAGCGAGCGAUAAAAAACAAAGAAGACGGAUUUCUUUGGAAGAAAAACAUGAAACUUUUAUAGCGGCGGUGAGAAAAUGAGAAAUUCUAGCGGCCACCAAGGUGAAAAUAAGCGGUAGUAAAGAGAAAAAAAAGCGAACAGGAGCAUAUACAACAUUUUCUCCAUAAAACAUCUAACUAGUAAGUUUCACGUUGUAGUCGUGCUAAACAAUGGCAACGAAAUGUACAAAAAAGUGUGCUGCACGUACAAAUAAAUGCAUUAUUAUGUAUUGCUUUUUUGGCCUUUUUUUCGUUGCCGUCGCUUUUUUUAGCAUUAAACGAUUUCAUUAUCUUUUUGAGAAAACUAUAAGUAUAUACAAGAGCUUUGCUUUUAACGCUGGCUAAAUCUAUAUAUAUUUUACUGUUUCUUAUGGAGCCUAUUGCCAAACGGAAUCAAUCGUGGAAUAGCGUUUCAGUUUAGUGAAAAUCAAACAGCUACGGUUUGCUUAUUUGGAAGGUUUUAUCUUUACGUGUCUCAGCUUCGAAAAGAUGCCCUAAACGAAUGCGACUAUCUAUGUUUUUUUUGUUUUUGUUUUUGGAUUUGGCUUCGGUUUCUGAUUGAUUGAGAUUUGCCGAUUUCGGGAUGAUCCGGAUUCCCGCAUUUCCGGUUUAACUUUUCAUAUUUCCGUUUUUCCACAUUUCCGGUUUACGUGUCAACCUGCAGCCGGUUGAAUACAAGGUUAAUUCGAGGUCGUAGCUCUCAAAUCCCAAUCGUCGGACUCGAAGUGAAACCUGCUUAGAUGAUUUUCUGAUUCUCGAGCAAACUCUCACUUCUGGGCAGUUGUUUUACCGUGCUAUUUAGCUCGAAACGCGGCACAGUUCCACCUGUUUUGAGCUUCGGAUGUUUAGUAUGGAAUUCUCGGGGCUAACCUAAUUCCACAAAGCAAUUAAUGAUGAUGGUGGUCUGGCUUUCCCAGACUAUGUUAUGAAACGUACAAAGCGUUUAAAACUCUUUUCCGCAAUCAAAUUAAAAACUGGACCCAGAAAUAUUAUCGGUUUGAAAUAUAAGGAUUAAUUGAUCUUUGAAUGCAAGUGAAGUACUGCAUUUUUUGCAUGAAAAAUGUUUUUAUGUUGUCCUUUUUAAGUAAAUCCACCUUGGUCAAGAACUGCGAUCUGUCUUCAGUUUUGCCAGUCGAUCCCGUGACAUACAUUAUGACAAACAUAUAAUAACUAUUUUUUGUUAAAGUCUGCAUUUAUUGCCACGCAUGAAACCCGUAAUAGUCAGUCAAGCUCCCUUGACAUGUACUUGGCGAUUAUGCGAAUGUCAUGAUAUAGUGCUGGAGUGAACAUUAAAAUAAUGCCUAUGCCUUUCCAUGCCCAUGAGAUGUUAUUUCUAAGUACCAAUGGUCCCUUGAAUUUUGUCAUGCCUAAAUAUAUGAAAUUUCGCCUCUCAUUAAUCCUCAGACUGAACGCAAUUUUUACGCUCGCUAGACAUGUUCAAUUGAAAAUCAUGCCCAUACCCUCAUUCAAAAAAAAACCCUAUUAAAUGAUCGCAGGCUCACGUUUAAGUUUUCUUUAAAUUCAUAUGAAAUAUGUUGUGUUUAUGUGCCGCACAAUUAAAAUUUUGAUUUCAAACUGGCCUCGGACGCGAAAAUUCUGAAGGAAGGCAAGACAGCUACUUUUGACUUUGCUCACCAUGGUCACGCGUUGGUCACGCUCUACUUCCAGUUUUUAUGCUCUGAUUGGUCAAAAUUUGAAGGGCGAGUCAUGAGGAAAAUUUAUGCAGCAUCUUGAAUCUUGUUUACUUUGACAGCUGAAGCCAGUGACAAAGUUUUGUGUCAGCUUGUGCUUUUUUUAACUGUCUUUUUCCACUGGAUGUACAUAGAGAAUACUUCAUGGAAAGUGCUGGCGUACGGUAUUUACGCACGAGUUGUUGACGUAUCAGAAAUCAAACGAGUGAGCGCAGCGAACGAGUGAGAUUUCUGAUACAAAAACAACGAGUGCGUAAAUACCGUACAAAGCACUUUCCAUGUGGUAUUGUGUUUAUUAUAUACAUACUGAGACAUUCAUCAUUGUUAUCAAUGCACAAUUAAAAAUGAGUGAAUUUAAGUAAAAUGGCCGGUUUCAAUAUAAGCUUAAAGCUUAGAUGAAAGGCAAGGUAGCUACGACAAAAAGCACAACAAAAGCUUACGUCUCGUUCUGUUUUCCCUUUCGGCUGUUGUUUCACCGGCUCUCUACCGUUUUCUUUAUCGACAGUGAAUUAAACGAAACUAUUCCACUCCAUUUCCGAAAUGUUUUUCACUUUUUAAGCGAGAAAAACCCUUUGAGUAAAACUUUUCUCGUUGAAUGUGUGCGAAGCGGCGCUCCAAGCUGCAAUAAAAGGUGGGAAUUUUGGCGCGAAACUCACACACCUCUGUGGCUUCUGAUUGGACGUAUUAUUUUUCUCACACGUGAAAAAACAUCGUUCGCGAUUCUGAUUGGACGUAUCAUAUUUUUCACGUGUGAAAACCAUCGUUCACUCCUCUGAUUGGCUAGAACUAAUUUGCGUACGAAAGUUUACGACAUAGCUUUUUGGCGAGUAUUUCUCAGUAUGUAUAUAAUAAAAAAUGAAAUUCAGCUGCUAUCAAGAGUCCUCUGUUAUUAAUGGCUAGUUUGUUUAUUGGCUUUUUUGUUGAGAAAUACGUCACUUGUCCAAGUCGGAAAUCCGAUAUUUGAUGGCAUCGUUUUCGUUGUUCACCUUGCUUGAUGCGUACGAGGGUUUAAAAGUUUCAAGGGAUACUGGCCUUACUUGAUACCUUUCAAGAGCUGCUUGAGCAAUUAUUAUGUUUGAUGUUUGUUUUUUAUUUCUAAUUUAAUGAAGUCGAGUGUGGUUUAUGCGGCUCUACACGUUUGUAAGAUUUGAGACAAUGAUCUGACCGAGUAUCAGGUUUGAUAUAACCUUACAGAACUUUAAAAAGCCUUAGGACAGUUUCUCACUGCAACUAGAAAGGAAAUGUCUCAAAUAAUAUUUAAUUAUAAUUCUGGCUGUAAAAGAAAGCUUUGAACGAUUUUCUUGCCUUGAGUUCAUCUUUGAAAAAAGCAUACACCGAGAAGCCGGCUUAAAACAUAAAAUUUAGCUUUAACCUUGAAGACUCAGGAUUUUUAGAGACAAUUUAAUACUUGUCUUCGUGAAUGAAAAUUGUUGUCCCUGUAUAUAUUUCACCGAAUUAUAUUUGCUUUAUUGAUUGUUAGUAGUCGCUCUUGUAAUUUUGAUUGCUGUGCCGUUUGUUUUCAUUCGUUCAGUGAACAUCGCUUCCAGGAGUACUUAAAAUGCCGCGCGUAUCGAACGAAUAUUACACAUCGAAAACACCAUUAAAUAAAAAAUAAACAAAAAAUUCUUUAUUCUGUUAGAGCGUAACUCUAUUAAUGUUCAUUCAAACACUCGACCACAGCUUUCACUUCAAAAGUGGGAACCGGCUGGUCGUAUAGGUGAUUUUGGAAAUGUUUUUAACGGUUUGGCUAAAAGCCCACGCUUGCUUUGAUCGUCCUAAAUAUUGAAUAAGUGCAAUUUGUAUUGCAAAAUUGUGAAAUAUUCACAAUAUUCUGUCCACGGUCUGUAUGAUAAAAACAGUGCCUCGUAGAACUGUUUCACCUCAGAUGUGACGUAUAAAUGGUAUAAAAAGUUCGUUUAUAAGCACCCAGGUUUGUUGGCAUGAUUUUGCAAUGUAAACUUCUCGAACGCAAAAAAUUCGGAGUGAUUUUUUUUCCAGGCCUUAUUAAUCUAAGGUGAUCAAGAACCAUUAUGGCUCUUAAAUGUGAUCGAAGAUGAUUGCUGUUUUUUGGGUGUACAUAUGAGGCUAUCAACUCGAUGUAAGAUUUCGUUCAGUCUUGGGCUGUUUGUAAAUUAUUUUUCUCUAAAAUCUCUUAGCGUUUCCCUCAAACGUCACAUGAAUUUGGUCUAAAGCUAACUGAAUUGUGGAAUACAAGUUUAUUUUUUUAUUUAAAUUAUAAAUUUAUUAAUGGGAGCUUCGCUUUUAGCCCUGGCUACAUUUAUAUGUUAAUGAAUUAGUCGGGGGAUUUAAACCUAUUAGAAAAGGAGAAAUACUUUGAAUGAAUAAUGACACUAAAAAACUGUGGAUGCUAUAUGGAUGUUAUAAUAAUAGAAUAGUUAUAAACUUCAGGUUUUUUUCCUUUAGGUGACAAAUGUGCUGGUGCUAAUUGUCCCGAUGGUCAAACCUGUUAUCUGGCAGACAACGGCAACCGUUAUGAAUGUACAGAUGGUAGGGAAUAA